AUGUUUGAGAUGGGAUUGUGCGACCGACUAACCAAGUUCCUAACGGCUAGCGGCGCACUCUGUAAGCAGCAGCACGCCUACCAAGUUGGUAGGUCCACAACCGGAGCCGCUCGCCUUUUGAAGCGAACUGUAUUGGAACACCUCGAGAGCAGGAAACGCGUAGCUGCUGUCUUCUUUGAUUUGUCACGUGCCUUUGAUUUGGUCGAUCACAAUCUCAUCGCAAACAAACUUGAACACUAUGGCGUCCGUGGCAUUGUACUCAAGUUGCUCAAUUCCUUCCUAUGUGACAGAGAGCAAUCGACUGACGUCAACAAUAAGAAGUCGAGUCUUGUCCCCAUAGGAAACAGGUCCGUACCGCAAGGGUCGAAUAUUGGAAAUAACAUGUUCCUAAUUCUAAUGAAUGACCUUCCGUUUGACUCGCCAAUAGUAGACUUUAUAAUGUACGCUGAUGAUAUCUGCGCCAUUAUUAAUGCCGACACCAGAGAUCAACUGCUUGCAAACGUUCGCUACGUUAUAGAUAACCUCUCUGAGUGGUUUGCAGUAAAUGGAAUGCUCCUAAAUCUCGAUAAAACCAACCUAGUCGAGUUCAACUUAAAGAAAAGUCAAGAACCUGCUGAGACUAAUUCACUGCGGUCAGAAAUGGAAUGCUACCCGUAUACCCAUAAUAUGAAGUCGCAGCGACACAGUGGUGUUGUGUCACAUGUCACAUUGUGCCCCGGACUUGAAAGCGCGUUGGCAGUACGGCGUCGCGCGGGCGCUCACCGCGAGUCGUAA
Molecule: messenger RNA, 774 nt
Organism: Cydia splendana
Lineage: Eukaryota; Metazoa; Arthropoda; Insecta; Lepidoptera; Tortricidae
Exons: 2
Coding region: 1-774 (257 amino acids)
Source: RefSeq, a predicted model, not a curated record